AUGUCAGGGAGCGAUCUUGCUUCGGUAGUGCCGGCACAGCUAGCAUAUCUCACUAUAUACAACCCCCUCCUUGGACCGACCGACGAAACAAUACAGGAUCAAGUCGUCUUUUACACUUCUAGAUCGGAUCGUCUGCAACGGAGCGGAAGUUCUACGACCGAAAAUGAGAACAAAGAAACCAAUGAUGGGUGGAAUGUGAGACUGCGCCAGAUAGGACUGGCGCAGGGUAUGGUGAGCUUCGCCAGGAACUUUUCAAAAGGACAGGCAGUCGACUACGUGGAGACAGACAAGUCGCUCAUUGUGGUACAUGAGCUCGAAAAGAAUUGGUGGAUCUUAGCUUCAAUUGACCUGACGCGGCUUCCAACUCACUCUUCCAAUGGACCUUCCUCGCAGCGCGAUGCUUCAGAGGCUUCCUCUUCUCGUUACUCUUCACGGGAGAUGUGUCCUUCCCAUCAUCUGAUUCAGCAACUACGCCGAGCGCAUUCCAUUUUCCUUCUUCAUCAUGACAUCACACUUGACGCUUUAUACGAACGUGUUGGCAGAGCCACACUCUGCCCCCUCCUAGAAAACUUCUGGUUGCGAUUUGCCUGGAACUGGGAUAUCCUUCUAAGUGGGAACCCCGCUGUGGAUGUGUAUAAUGGCAUUAAGCUUUCUGCUGGCGGCGAGCUAGGCAUUGGUGUCGGCGAGGAAGAAUGGGGAAGCGGGGAGAGGGAGGUGCUUGAGGACUUCGUGAUACAGACAGAUGGUCUUGUGGAUAUCGUAGUGUCUCGAUUUGGUGACCCGAAUACGCCUGAUGAGAGUACUACAACCGCGAACAAAUCAGCAGAUGGCAUGCGCAAUGAUGACGAUGAAACGCACUGGCUUGGUUUAGACACAUAUCCUCGACCGUCAGAUGGUGUUAUAUUCUCAGGUGUAGGGGCUAUCUCUAGGUCUUCUGUGGUGCGCAUCUCACAGUGGAUGGAGUGGAUCUACAGAUACGGCAUUGACGCAUAUGGGGUAGGUGAAGACCCAACAUCACCACGACGCCGAAAACAUCGUAGGAGACAACGAGGCCGCUCUGGAAAAGAUACAAAUUCAGUACUACAAGCCAGAGAAAAUCCCCAAUCUAGAGACACAGAUGACAGUUUCUCUCCAGGUAUACCACGCCCACUUGUCAUGGGGACGACAAAAUCAAUGCAGCCUCCACAAGGGUCUGAUGGGGUAAGCCUACUCUCAAGCGGCGAAAGCUCCCCUGCAAGAAGUGAGAAAGGCAGUGAUUGGGUGGGUACGACCACUGGUGCAUUUGUGAAAUACCUCACGCUCGGAUACGGUUCGUCUUGGAGCAUGUCUCGGACUCCCAGCGCACAUCCCCGCGUUGAAGCGUUGAAGCGAGAAGAUGACUUAGCCAGCUCAAACAAGCAGACAGGCCCACCUACAGAUGAGCAGGAAGGCUCUGAAGAAAGCCCUUCUAAACCUGAAGACCCUCCUGUCAAAACUAGAAGCCGUGCACAAACCUUUUAUCUAUACUUUUCUAUUCGAUCCUCAAGCUCCGUCUCUGGCAGACCCAUCUCUCUAUCACAGUAUCCAUCACCAACUACAACCUCUCCAAGGGUCACUCAGCAAGUCAACAUCGCCGCAAUUGCCGCAGCCAGAAUCUCUGUAUCUGGUCAUUCAUUGGAUAUCAACCAACGAUUCUCAGCCGAGAACUUACUAUUCUACGAUCUUGUCUACGACCCAACCAACCUAACAAUCCGCUCUUCAAUCCCCAAUAUCCCUGACCUCGGUUUUUCCCCACUAGAAGCUCCGCGAGAUCCCAGCGCAACGCCCUUGUCGCGUGUCGAAAGCCUCAAUAUCCAUCACCGCCUACUGAGCACCUACAUAGAAACCCGAUCCCGACCGCUCGAACUAGAAAGAACUUGCAAAACAAGUCGUGGCUGGUGGAUUGUUUGGGUCCGAAUGUCCGACCCAUCGUACAAACCCACCAGUGACGAUAGUAACACAUCUCAACCCGAUGACUCUCGCCAGGAGGCUUUCCUAAUCCGGAAGGGAAGUGACUAUGUCUCGACGUCUUCGCACGCGCGCAACAAGAGCGGGACUCGGUUCUUCAGGGACCUGGGCGGUGCAUCUUCGCCGGGACUAUCGGAUAUGGGGCCGGCCAAGUUGGCUGAGGGGUUGGGGCUGGAUGCAAGACGAUAUAUUGAAAGUUUACUCAAUUUGAACAGAUGA
Messenger RNA from Aspergillus bombycis, 2205 nucleotides. RefSeq lists its product as uncharacterized. The record is from RefSeq and is a predicted model, not a curated record. Gene Ontology annotation, cellular component: Mon1-Ccz1 complex; intracellular membrane-bounded organelle. NCBI's taxonomy places the organism in Eukaryota, Fungi, Ascomycota, Eurotiomycetes, Eurotiales, Aspergillaceae. The coding region runs from base 1 to 2205 and encodes 734 amino acids. The transcript has 4 exons. Gene Ontology annotation, biological process: vesicle-mediated transport.